CUGAGAAUCACCUAAACUCCCCCUCAGCAUUCGUUUUCUCCUUUUCCUACCCAUCAAUCCCCUCUCUCUGGGGCUCUUUGCAUCUGUUUUGUCCAUGCGAGUCCCGCGUUCAUCAUAAUGUUCUCCUCGUCGAAUUCCUACCUCGGCGGUGGUGGUGCUGGCCGUCCAGGCCAGGCACCAUUCAUGCAGCAGCAACAGCAGCAGCCCUCAUACUCGCAAUUCCCCCAGGGUCAACAGCAAGCCCCAAUUCAGCAGCCACAGCCAACAGGCUUUGCGCCUCAGCCUACUGGUUUCGCCGGACAGCCCUCGCCAUUCGGUAGCGCGCAACUUCAACCCCAGGCCACCGGAUUCCCCGCGGGCCAGCUCCAGCCGCAAUUCACUGGCUUCCCUGGCCAACAACCACAGCAGCAGCAACCUCAACUGCAACAGCAACAGAGCUUCCAGCAGCCUCAAUAUACCGGAUACCCUCCUCAGAACCAGUCGCAGCCGCAAGCCCCGCAACUGCAGGUGUCGCAACCUACGGGUCUUCCUACCCGCUUGAAGACAUCGUCUGAGAUUGCGAACUCUUUCCAGGCCGAUGGCGCCUCUGGACCUCGUCCCCAGGUCCCACCGAAGACUGGUUCGAGAAUCCCGAGCAUCCGGCUCUCGUUCAUCACUGCGCAGGACCAGGCCAAGUUCGAGCAGCUCUUCAAGUCGGCGGUUGGUGAUAGCAAGACAAUGGAAGGUGACAAAGCAAGAGACCUCCUCAUGCGCUCGAAACUCCCCGGUAGCGAUCUCUCCAAGAUCUGGGUGUUGUCAGACUCCACCAAGUCGGGCCAGCUGUUCUUCCCUGAAUUCGCGCUGGCCAUGUACCUUUGUAACCUGCGGUUGACCGGUCGUGAGGUCCCUGCGGCGUUGCCCGAUACAAUUAAGAAUGAGGUUUCCAGUAUGGUUGAUAUUAUCUCCUUCGAUGUGCCCGACACCCAGCCCGAGCCCGCCCCGCGCACCAACGCCCCCAGCUUUGAUGCGCCACUGCUUCAGAACAAGUCGACUCCUCCGAUCGUUCAGCAGCCCCAGCCUCAGCAGGCCAGCAACCAGCAGCUUCUGUCGCAGUUGACUGCCCAGCCCACUGGGUUCUUCCCCCAGCAGACCGGCCUGCAGCCCCAGCAGACAGGCUUCCCCGGACAGAAUCAGUCGCAGUUCCUCCAGCCGCAGCAGACUGGAUUCCUGACCAACCCGCAGGCUACGGGGUACACCGGACCUCGCCCUCCCAUGCCACCUAUGCCCACCGGAUUUGGAUCGAAUCUCAGCCCUGCUCAGACUGGUGGACUGGCGGUUCAGCCCACCGGGUUGACUGCUCAGCCUACUGGAAUUCCUGGACAGUGGGGCUUCAUCAACACCCCAGCGCAGGGAUUGCCCAACAUUGAGGCCAUGAAGCAGCAGCUCAUGCCCCAGCCUGGGCGUGAGGGUGGUUUCACUACUGCCAACCUGUCUGGAAACGCUACCGUUGCCUGGGCUAUCACCAAGGAAGAGAAGAAGAUUUACGACGAUCUCUUCCGUGCUUGGGACGGUCUCCGCAAGGGUUUCGUCGGUGGCGAGACCGCUAUUGAGAUUAUGGGGCAGAGUGGAUUGAACCGCAAGGAUCUGGAGCGCAUCUGGACUUUGGCCGACCCGCACAACCGUGGUCGUCUCAACAUGGAUGAGUUCGCUGUGGCUAUGCAUUUGAUCUAUCGUGCUUUGAACGGUUAUCCCGUUCCUAGCCGCCUGCCUCCCGAACUGAUUCCCCCAUCCACGAGGCACUUGAACGAGUCUAUCGGCACCGUCAAGUCCCUGUUGUCCCAGGAUGCGGAGAACCGCAAGGCUACGGGGGCUUUCUUGCAGCCCCAGAAGACUGGCGUCAGUUAUCUCAAGGACCACUCUUUCCGCGGCGGCGGUGCUACCUCCCCUGGCGUAGGUCGCAAAGAUGCAACAAUGUUCAAAAACAAUGACGCUGCUGGUGGCUAUCGUUCUAGUGCGCGUCGCCGUGUUGGUCAGGACGGCCGCACUCCCUCUCCUGCACCCUCUUCCCAAGCCUCUGAGACCGAUGAGCUGUCUGUGGAGCAACUACAGAAGAAGAUCCGUGAAGCUAAGAUCAUGCUUGAUGCCGUGGACUUCCAAGACGAGAACCGUGCCGAGGAUGAUGAUGCCCUCGAUCGUCAGGACCGCCGUGAGGCUGAGAGCCUGAUGGACCGAAUCCGUCGCGUUCAGGAUGAUAUUGAUACUCACCCGAAUGCUGCAUUCCGUGGAUUGGACAAUGGAGCCGAGCGUCGAUCCCUCCGUCGUCAGCUACAGGCUUACGAGGACCAGGUCCCCCAGGUCGCAUCCGAUGUUCGUCGUCUUGAGCGUGAGAUCGCCGAUGCCAAGCUUGAGCUUUUCCGUCUCAAGGAUGCCAAGGCUCACCCUGGCAGCGCUGGCAACAUCGUCGGUACCGGUCCCGGUGGUUCGAUCACCGAGGCCGAUCGCAUCAAGGCUCGCGCCCGUGCCCGCAUGCAAGCUCGUGCUGCUGAGCUUGCCGGCCGUCCUAUUCCUGCCGGCGCGGAUGAUGACGGCCAAGCUGCUCGCCGUCUGGAGGCUGAGAACAACAAUGUGAAGGCUGAACGGGAGCGCAACGAUACCAUGACCCGGGAUGUCGAAGAGAGUGUUCGUGACUUUGCCAAGAGUCUCGAAGACAGCCUCCGUGACCAGGGUGAGAACUCCACCCGCGAGCAUGAGAAACGUCGCUGGGAGGAUGCCCUUGGUGUGGAGGAUACCAUUCGUGAUUUCAUCUACGAUCUCGGCCGCAACAGCCGGACCGCUCACAUCCGUAAGGAAGAGCGUGAACGACCUGCUACGGAUUCGAGUGCUCAGUAUCGCUCUCCUACCGAGUCGCCCGCUGCUCGUCCUUCUAUGCCACCUUCCACUCCUUCGUCGGGCUCAUACCCUGGAAACACGCACGAGGACCGCGUGGCAGCCGCGAGAGAGCGCGCUCAGAAGCGCAUUGCUGAGCGUAUGGCCGCCGCUGGCCUGAAGCCCAAUGACGCUACUGAAACUUUGGCGCAGCGACAGGAGAGGGAGAAGCGUGAGCGCGAAGAGCGUGUCAAGCGUGCGGAGGAGGAAGAUGCUAAGCGUGAGGCGGAGCGACAACGCCGUUUGGCUGAAGAGCGUGGUGGUCCCGCCCCGGCUGUUUCCAAGACUGCUGGCAAGAAACCACCUCCCGCACCGCCUACUCGUCGGGCUCGCACCGAUAGUGCCGGUCAGGGUGAUUCGAAGAAGGCGGAAGAGGUUGCUCGUGAGCAGGCUAUCAAGGAGGAGCAAGAGGUUCAGGAGGCUGAGACCAAGCGUCUUGAGGACGAGGCCAAGCAGCGCGAGGAGGAAUAUCAGAAGCAGAAGGAAGCUCAAGAGGCUAAGCUACGCGCUCUUGAGGAACAGGUUCGACAGGGCAAGAUCAAGAAGCAGGAAGAGAAGCGUCGCAGGGAAGAAGCUUCCCGCCAGGCCAAGGAACAGGAGGCUAGACUUGAGGCCCAGCGUGCCGAGCUUGAGGCUGCCAAGGAACGUGAGCGUCAGCUGCAGCGCGAGCUGGAGGGUAUAGAUGAGGAUUCUUCAGAUGAUGAAGGCCCUGUCAACAUCACCCCCCAGGACAGCACUCCUACGCAGAGCCAAAUUCUGUCUGCUCCUCCAAUUCCUGCUAUUGCUGUCCCCGAACCCGUUGAGCCUGCGCCUGCUCCGGAAGCCGAGAAGGUCGUCAGCCCGGACAGCUUCCCAGCCACUACACCCGAUGCCGAGUCGAAGAACCCCUAUUUCAAGUCCCGGGGCCAGCAGCCCUCUGAGCCAGCCACCUCGCCACCAACUGCUCAGUCCACCAACCCCUUCCACCGUCUCGCGCAGCAAGAGAAGCAGGAGCCCAUCAAGCCCACCUUCACCGGAGCCGUCCCCUUGGAGCGCAAGACUCGUGCCCGGCCCGAGAGCGAUGAUGACUGGUCUGCCGCUGGCUCUGAAUUCGAUUCCUCUGACGAGGAAGAUGAUCACCCCGGCGGCGGGAGUGCCAAGCAGCUUGCCAGCAUCUUGUUCGGCACCAUGGCCCCUCCCCGUCCCCUGAGCGCUAUGGAUGAAGACAAGUCCGUUACUCCAGUGCAAGCCAGCCCUAUUGCUCCUCCCCCUCCCCCUCCCGCGGCCAUUUCACCUCCUGCAGUUGAAGAAGCUUCUUCUCCCGCCCCUCCAGCUGGCAUUCCCCCUCCACCACCACCACCACCUCCUCCACCUCCUGCUACCGGAGCCCCAGCUGCCGCUCCCCCUCCCCCUCCUCCUCCUGUUGGCGGAGCCCCUGCCGCACCACCACCCCCGCCGCCUCCAUUCGGAGCCCCCGCUGCGCCCCCUCCACCGCCUCCUGCUGGUGGAGCCCCCGGAGUUCCCCCACCGCCUCCUCCAGCCGCGGGUGGGUCCGGCGACAACCGAUCCGCGCUCCUCGCCUCCAUCCAGGCGGGCAAGGGCCUCCGAAAGGUGCAGACCAACGACCGUAGCACGAGCUCCUCGGCUGGCCGUGUGCUAUGAGGUAUCGUGAUACAACAUAUUGUACAGAAUUAGGGGAACUGGGUAUUUUUCUUCUUGGACUGGAAGCAUAUCAUCUUCAAUUUUUAGUAAAUCAGAUGUUAUGAUGAGACGCGAUGGAUGGAUGAUGGUGAUGGAGAUGAUCAUGGGUGGAGAGUAUUUAGCUUGUGUAUGUCAUUCAUAAAAUUUAUUAGCCCUUUUUGCUUGAUGGUGGCUUCUUCACUGUGUUUGAUUUACGUAUUGCUUGGGGCUUCAUUGUGACCUUUCAGCCCCUCAAGUGCAGAUGUGUCAAGUGGCGUUUUUCAGUUGAGAUCCAUUCCCCACGGAGCGUCUCUUGAGCAGGAACAGUUUACUACUAUGCCGGGCUCCACUGCAGCAACAUCUAGAUCUGAGGAACUCCACAUGCCAGAGCAAAACAAGCAUAUGACUUCAUUCGGCUUGCUAUAAACAGACAACCCUUAUUGGGAAUCCGCAAUAUACUAUCUGC
Molecule: messenger RNA, 5029 nt
Organism: Penicillium brasilianum
Lineage: Eukaryota; Fungi; Ascomycota; Eurotiomycetes; Eurotiales; Aspergillaceae
Source: the annotation of a GenBank genome assembly